AUGAGUGUCCAAAGUUAUGACAGAAAACUUACAUGUUCUUCUUUAAAGCGAAAUAUUCAAUUGUUGGAAAGGGCUUCAGGGUGCUUUACAUGUUCUAUGUGCUCACAAAACAAGGGACUGAAUGAUGGUCAUUUAAAUUAUCUAUCAAAUGUAUCUCAUAAACCUGACUCAAGUACUUCUGAUCCCGAAGUUUUUGUUUCACAUUUAACGAAGUAUCAUUCAAAUACUGAAAACCAUUUAUGCCUUUACUGUGACUCCAUUGUUCAUCGAAAUUAUUUGAUGAUUCACAUUUCCCAGCACUUACUAACUCCUUCCUCUUCAAAAUCUCCGAGAAUCUUUUCUUGUCCAUCUAAACCUCAGUGUUCUCAUGAAUUUAGUACUGAUCGUUUUCAACAUAUGCAGAUUCACUGGGACACUCAACAUAAUAGUUCAUCUGAGACCCCCAAAUUGCAAUGCAGUCAAUGCAUGAAUACAUUUUCUACAUUGUUGGAAUGGGGAGAACAUAUUAAAUUAAAUCUAUGCUCACUUGUACACUGCACUUUCCCUGGUUGCUUUGUGAAAUCGCCAUCUAGAACACUUAUCUUGGAUCACUUUCGACGAAAGCAUACUGAUUUCCUUGAUCUCAAAGAAGAAACUUCGUCCCAAUUAUUUCGCGAAACUUCGGAGUUAAUUUGUAACCAUCUUGUUACAACUGUCGCUAAGUUAGAUAAUGCAUCACAAUAUGAUUGCACUUCCUCAUUGACUGUAGUUGAUCAGGCCUCUAUUGUUAACAAGAUAUUUUCAGAUAUGUCCUCUCCAUUCGUCUUUCUACUUCGUUGUCCUUAUUGUGAUCUUACAACUAUUCGGUGGAUUUAUUUUCUGAUGCAUCCUGCUUCCUGUACAGGUAUAAGGGCAUAUUUCCGUAAUCGCCGCCAAGAAUCUGAGAAAGUACUGCCUCUAGUUUAUCGCUGCCAUAUUUACUGGUGUUCAAAAUGUCAGGUGGUAUCUACAGAGCAGAAGUUAAUUGCAGAGCAUGUUACUUAUUCUCAUAAUCCCAAGGAAGCAUCAGUCUAUCGGGAACACCUACGCGUUUCUUUACUGGAUAAUGACUCUGAACCGGUUACAACUGAUUUAUCUCUCAAUACUGAACAAAAGUCGGGAUCCUCUGCAUAUGCUCUUGAUUAUUUUCCUUCUUUUUCCUCAGUUCCUGAUGAUGAUGCAAAGGAAACUGAAUCACCUAUGAAUCUUGCAGCUUUGGCCCGACCUACUGCACCAACGUUAAUGAGUUUAACUAACCGAGUUCAACAAACGCCACCAAGCAAUGUUCAUACAGUCUCUAUUGAUCAGUCUUCAUCUAAUAAUAACGGUAUGAUAGUUAGUAACAGUUUAACCAGUAUUCCAGCAAGUUCACCAAUGAAUAUAAUAAAUAACGCUUCUGGAAACUUAAGUGCAUGUGAUGCAGCCUCAGCUGUUGCUGCUAUGGCUGCAGCAGCUCUUUCAGGUUUGACAAACUUCAACAUAAAUAAUGCUGUUCCGAAUUCAGUCAGUACAUUUUCAAAAUCAUUAGCUUGUGAUAUUUCAUCUCCAAUACCAAUUCAGCCUAAACCCAGCAUUCUGUCUACGGAAUCACUAGAUCCAAUUCAAGAUAGUAAAGAAGUCAACAAUAAUGAUGUAUUGGGUUCUCAGUCCAGCGACUCCUUAGACUCACUAGACAAAUUUGCUGAUGAUAACCUGUCGUCGGAUGAAAUUAUUCGUGGAUGCGAAGGUUUAGUUUCUUUUCCAUUCGAUGAAUGUAAAUUCCGCAGUGAACUACGUGUACAAUUGCAACCUCAUGUAAUAGAUUCAUUAGUUUUAAAAAUGAAGCAAUUCUCCUCUUACUUUGUCCGGAUUUUAGGGAAGGAAAAUCAUCGUCGUAUCCCGGUUUGUCCAGAAUGUGAUAAAGUGUUUCCAUACGGUCUUGGUGAUUUUAAACGACAUUUACUUACAGUGCAUCUGGAAGUCCCCAGAGAACAUUUGAAAGAUUGUUUGCGUUUUACUUAUCUGCCCAAAAGUGAGGAAAGGUUUCAGGAAGUUCAAGAGCAGCUCGCUAUGCGUCAGAUGAAGCCUCGUGUCCUCGAGAUUGGGCGCCGUCGUAUUCCUUUACCAUACUCAAUACGCGUUUUGCGAAGACUGACCGCCCAUCUUCCCAUUGCCACGCGAGAAUUCCUGGAGCAAAAGAUGCAGUUGUACUGUCGCCUGUCGGUUAUAGUCGAUACACGCGGAGGGUUUCGGCGGUACAAAUGCAACCAUUGUUCUUACUCAUCACCACAUGCCCUGGCUGAUGUGAGGAAGCAUAUAUUGGGGUCUCAUUGUGGCAUAUCGACUAAACAUUUUCGCCACUGUCUCCAAGCAUCCCGCCUGGAUCCUGUUGAAUUUACUUUGUUCUCUGAUGAAAAGUUAGCUCGUCUCGCUAGAGAUUUUUUACAUAGACGUCUGGUUUCAAAUAAUCCAACCAGCCCAAACGCUUCACCAAAUCCAGUAGAUGAGAAUCAUCCUAUUUCUUCCGUGACUCCUUCUACGACUUUGGCUACAGCGUUGAAUAGUUUGUCUUGUACACAAGACUCGUAUGGCUCUAAUUUUACUGCCGUUGUUCCGGGUUCCAAAACCAAAGUUACUGUAAGAAUUCGACCCCUGGUGCCUCCAGAUUUUCAUCCUCCUAAUUCUACGAGUCCUAUCCAAUCAACUGAUGAUCACAUCAAUGGUUCCCCUGUUACAUCUAAUAUAGAACAGUCGACAACUAACUCAAGUGUGGAUUUAGCUUCACUCCCAUCUAUACCAGGAAUAGAAGGCGCUGAUAAGGUUGUUGAUCUUGCCUUGCCAUUUUCUGAACCAGUUCUUCGUCAUUUGUUGGAAUCCUCUGGUGCUCCUGAACACCAUAUAGAAGACAUAGUAUCGAAAAUGCGCGUAUAUUCAACUUACAAAAUGAGCCGAAUAUGUCGUAAUGAUCGCACUAUAGCUUUCCGCUGUCCAUGUGGGCGUCUUUUCAUCACUACUCGACAACCUGACAGUAAAAUUCGCGCCGCAACAUUGGCUGAUAGUAGGCGCCAUGUGAUGGGUGUUCAUGCUCGUAUUCCAAAUGUAUUUAUCACCAUUUGCUGCCAGGCUUCUCGUAUUACUAGGGAAUAUGAUUUUCAAAUCUAUCCUGAUGAUAUGCUUCUUCGACUAGCUAUGGACAGACCCAUUAAACUUAAUAAUCUUCCUAAUGUUGGUCCUCCUGACGUAACCACUACCAGUAUGAAUGGUCGUUCAGCACCAUCUAGCUUCGCAAAACCUUUGAAAGAAUUGGCUCCUUAUCCUUCUGUGCCUACAACAGCACUUCAGCAGUCGAUGAAUACUCACUCUGUUUCAUCUUCGCCUCGAACACAAAUCACAGAUGUUACUGAAACAGACUCAGUAAGUGAAGGGACUGAUACCGGUGCAGCAAGUGGUUCAAUUUGUCAUGAUGAUUCACUCACUAAAUAUGACAGUAAUGAAAAUGAUGAUAAAGAAGUUUCAGAUAUUGAUCCUAAAAAGAUGCAGAAAGAAGUGGAAGAUCCGCUUGCACAAUUAAAUGCUGUCCAGGCUUCUGGUGCAGAGGAAGUGGAACGUGUAAUUGAUCUUCCAUAUUCAUCCGAAGCUUUAAAAACUUUAGUACAAGGCUACUGUCCACCCAACUAUUUUCCGGUUCUUGAGGCUAAAAUGGGUGUCUACAGUUCACUAAAAGUGUACAUUACCAGACGGCGAGGUAGGAGAUAUUUCUGCUGCUCUGGUUGUUCCUCAUCUUCACCACAUGGAAUGGGUGACAUUCGAAAGCACAUACUGGGUGUGCAUGCUAAAGUACCGGAACGCUACAAAGCUGCUGCUAUGCAUUGUAGCCGCCUCAGUCGUGAAGAUAACACUCUAUUACCAAAUCAUGUUUUACUUCACUUGGCUAAAAUGAAAUGGAAAGGAACUGUGAUUAAACCACUGUCUGAAAUGGACCUCAGUCAGUUUGGAUCUCGUCGUGCAUCAGCUGUUGGUUUACCUCGCCCAUCAGGCCAGUUUGCGUCUCAGGUUUAUCAACCUACUAUCCACCGAGAAGUUGUGAGUUUUAAUCGCCCUGAACAUUUUUCUUCCAGUCCAAGCAAACAUCCAGUGAAUAAAAGUUUGUCAAAGAUGUCUGCUCAAGAUGCUGGAAUCGUAGAUGAAAGCGAAGCCACCGAUCCAAACAGAACAGGAGGGAAUUUACCAGAAGAAGAUAGGACUAACGAACAUGAAAGUGAAGAGGUGAAUGGAAAUUCUAGUGUCGUUGAUAAUGAUGACAUGGAUUUACCCAAAAUACCAACUAACAUUUUCCACAAUUCAAUUGAUUACCAAUUGAGUAAUAAUAGUUUCGAUUUGUCAAGACCAGCUAAAAUAUUACGGCUUAAUGAUAGUGCUGAUGAUGACAAUACUCUUAUUGUAUAUCCAUUGCAAAUCAAUGGUAUUUCUUCUGUUCAUAGUUCUCAUGAAAAUAUCCCUGGCUUAUGUAAUCCCUUUCCAGCUAUUCAAAUAUCUAAUACACCUGUAUUUGAAGCACAAAACAAAUCAACUAUUACUCUUAGUGGGUCUAGCCGUCGUAAGCCUAAUAAAAUGCACUUAGUACAGCUAAGACCAGAUUAUUAUUCAGAGUCGAAUUUCCAGUCGAUUCAUUCAAUUAAUCCUGUGGUAGACAAUUCUACAGUUUCCUUAUCAAAUCAACAGUCUAAUGACACAAAUUCAAUGCAUUCUCAAAUAACAAAUAGUGAUAAUAAUAGUAUUGUCGGAACAGACUGUGAUCACCUUACUAAAAUCAAUCAUCCACCUGUUAAUUCGGUACAUAAUCGUAUAGGUGUAUAA
This is a messenger RNA of Schistosoma curassoni, 4854 nucleotides long. NCBI's taxonomy places the organism in Eukaryota, Metazoa, Platyhelminthes, Trematoda, Strigeidida, Schistosomatidae. The record is from the annotation of a GenBank genome assembly.